Messenger RNA from Annulohypoxylon maeteangense, 1442 nucleotides. RefSeq lists its product as uncharacterized. NCBI's taxonomy places the organism in Eukaryota, Fungi, Ascomycota, Sordariomycetes, Xylariales, Hypoxylaceae. The record is from RefSeq and is a predicted model, not a curated record. Gene Ontology annotation, molecular function: protein dimerization activity. Gene Ontology annotation, biological process: conjugation with cellular fusion; Golgi to plasma membrane transport. Gene Ontology annotation, cellular component: trans-Golgi network; exomer complex. The coding region runs from base 101 to 1261 and encodes 386 amino acids. The transcript has 2 exons.
GGUACAGAUCUCUAACUUAUUAUCAACUACAACCAACCUCACAUUCGGCUACUAGCAUCCAACUUAUUUCGAAUUUUUGUGUCCUGAUUCCUCGGUGACAAUGCUAGUCUCUCUCACUGUCGGCAAGGUCGAUGCCGGCGUAACUGUUCUUUUAACACCCGAUAAACGUUUGAUCGAAUUUCCUUCUAUUCUCUUGCCUCCCAACAUUAUCUCGGGCUCUAUAGUCGAUAUUACUGUCUCUCGCAACAACGAGUCCGAAGCCAAAGCAGAAGCACGGUUCUCCGCCCUCCAAGAUCAAAUAUUUUCCUCUUUUGGCGCUUCGCAGCCUAGCACACCUGCCCUUCGUUGCAGAAAUGCUACUCAGACUUCAGUAGUCCUUGAAUGGGACCCUAUCGAACUCGCUACCGCCGACCUCAUCUCCCUUUCCCUCUACCGCAAUGGCCAAAAGGCUGGCAACAUCCCUCGACCUCUUCAUAUGCAUAGCACUAAGAUCAGUGGUCUUGCAGUCGAUACCGAAUAUUCAUUCCACCUAGUCCUACGCACCACCGCCGGCACAUUUGCUAGCAAGCAGGUUGUCGUCCGCACUCACAAGAUGACCGAUUUGAGUGGUGUCACUAUUACCACCGGCAUUCUUCCGCCCUCCACGCGCGAAGAGCUCGCAAAGGCUGUCGAGCGCAUCGGCGCUAAGAUCGUCGAUGGUGUGCGCAUCGACACUACACACUUCGUUACCACUGAAGGUCGUGGUGUACCUUGGGAGAAGGCAGUUGAGAUGAAUAUCCCUGUCGUGCGACCCGAGUGGGUUGAGGCAUGUGAGAAGAAUGGCCGUAUCCUAGGCGUCACCAAAUUUUACUUGGAUGCGCCAAGGGCGAAUAUCCAAGGCCUCGAGGAAGCACAGAGGACGGCAUCGCCUCCUACACCGGCUCAACAAAGCCAGAAGGAUCUCCCACAGACCCCAAGCCAGUCUAGAGAGAGUAAAGAAGUCGAAACGAAAAAAGAAGAGAACAAAGAGGAAGAGAGCAGCGGUGAGGAUGAUGAAGAAGACGAGGAGGGCACAGGAGAUGAUGAAAAAGCAAGGGCUACGGACGAACAGAAAGUGAGGCUCGAAGAUAAGGAUACUCAGAAAGUCGCUCUGCGGCCUAGCCGUGAACAACCAUCGCCCGACAAAGAGACUGCCGAGGAUUCGGAAGAGGAGGCAAAUUCGGAGGGUAAACCUGAGCCUUCCCCCGGUGAUGGGGCGUCCUUCCAAGAUGUAGCGCUAUAAAUACGGUCUACGAUCCGAAGUGCUCACUAGCAUGGAGUUUUCAGAGGUUUCCAAAAUACCCGGCCAGGUAAUAAAAAUGGCAGUUGUCAGCUUGGGCUAUUAAUAUACCUGUGUACAGUAGGGAUGCGGGAAUGUGUCACAUUGACGUCUUGCAGUCACGUUUAUUCGUAUAACUCUAGUA